This is a messenger RNA of Penicillium malachiteum, 1755 nucleotides long. RefSeq lists its product as uncharacterized. NCBI's taxonomy places the organism in Eukaryota, Fungi, Ascomycota, Eurotiomycetes, Eurotiales, Aspergillaceae. The coding region runs from base 1 to 1755 and encodes 584 amino acids. The record is from RefSeq and is a predicted model, not a curated record. The transcript is spliced from 2 exons.
AUGACUUCCAGAGAUCUUCCAUCUGUCAUCAGACAGCCGGAAUCGUCUUCCCGUAUCCCCGUUGCAGUUACCAGGCCGUCGGACAUCUCGGGGGACUAUAAGGAUAAGAGAUACUCGGCCGUUUCUCCCAUGGCGUCACCAACAUUAGGUGUAAGAGACAGUGGAAGCAGCUUUUGUGUCUCGCCGAUCGAGGAAUCGAACAAUACAAUUUCCCAUGAGCGAAAGAUCUCAACAGGAGACUAUUUCGGUGACUUGACGGCGAGUAAAAUGAAUGUCGAUGCUCCUCCCUUGACGGUAUCGCCUCCACGAUCGAAGAAAAAAGCGGUUGCUUUUAAAUCUGGAGUGCCUGAGGAGAUACCAUCGCGAGAGGUAGAGUAUUCUCCGGCAGAUGAAGAACCACCUGUUCCACAAGCAAGCUUUCUAGACCCAGCUAUUGAGCCUCCUAGAUUCAGAGAGCCUCAGUACGAGAAGUUCGAGAACGAUAGAUCGAAUUUCAAUCGGUCCCCUCUCCAAGGUCCUGCUUAUGAGCGCAAAGAUCCUGAGACCCCAAGUUUCAGGGAACCUAAUUAUGGGAAACCAGACUUUGAACAGCCAAGUGUCAGUCGCUCUCACCAGGCUCCAAUCCGUGAGCGACCAGUUCACGCGCAAGCAGCCCCAUGGGAUGCGCACUCUGGCGAACCUACCUUGGCUAAACCUGGGAAAAUUGGCCAAGUGGAAUCACAUCAUACCACUUCCCAGAAACCUAUAGGCUCCACAUCUAGCUUCCUCAACUGGGGUCGUGAGCAAUUCCAUUCCAAGAAAAUCGCUCAGGCAGCCCGCAGUCGAAUUGCCAAUUUCUCUAAAACUGAAGGCCCUCCACUCAAAGACACCGAGCCUUGGUUAAGAGAUGGCGCUCAUAGAGGGAGACGAAAAUCGGCAUCACGUGGCGGCCAGCAUGAGAAGCGCCCCAUACGCGCCAGCAACACGGACGCAACACGAAGGUCUUCUCUUACCGGGUUUGUUCCGACAACCGUGACGACGAUCACUGCCGGCGGUCCAAGUACGUUGCCGCAGAGACCAGCCCCAGCAAAGGGCCAACAACACAAUCCGCGAACCGAACAACGAGCGCUCAGGCCAGAGCCAAGGCUUGAUACAUCGAUUGAUACAAUGCGGUUCACUGCUGGUGUUCAAUUCGGUGGUGCCACAAUCGUGCCAAGAUCUGGCAGUCCUGCUCCUGGUUUCAGUCCACAGGAUAGUCAAAGCGAUAGUCCUCGAGAUAGUCCUAGGGAUGCUACCCAUCAAUAUGAUUCGAGCAGCGAAGAUAAGUCUACGGAAGAGACUCCUUCUAUCAUGUCCCGUCGGCGCCCAAUCCCCAUCUCUAUGCCAACAUCAAAGAAGCCUGUUCGAAAACCGACCCCAGCGGAGGCUUCCCAAGAGGCAACCGGUGUGGAAAAAACACCCGUGGAUCUUCCAAAGGACUCCGUGAGUCGAGUUCAGGCAAUGGAGACCAGACGGGAUGAUCUUGGGAAACGUCGAGCCAAUCUGGAAACCGUGAUUAGAGAAUUGACCCGCGUCAUCCAACCUACUGCUAUUGCAUAUGAUCGUGCCGCCAAGGAAGAAGUGAAAAGAACCGUUCAGAGCAUGGAGAAUGAGAUUGCAGAUAUCAAGCGAGAGGAGCAUGAUCUUGGAAUGAAGAUCAGUCGAGCGUGGAGGCGCUUGGAUGAGAACAGCAACGGCGAUGGAAGUAAUCUAUGGAUUAAGCGGGUCACCAGUUAA